AUGGCCGGCUUGAAGGACGGCUUGAACUUCAACGCGUCUCUCGGCGCUCUUAUGUGGAAGCAAGCAAUUAUUGCCAAUCCGGAACCGAACGCGACCUUCUUCACUCUCGAACAGCUCAAUGUCCACAAUGUCCUCGAGCACGACGCCAGCCUGACGCGUACCGAUGCGGCAUUUGGCAACAACCACGUCUUCAAUGAGACGGUAUACAAUGUAUCGAAGCAGUGGUGGACGGAAGAGGUGGUCACAGCUAAGAUGCUGGCCAACUCCAAGAUCUUCCGUCAGUUGGAGAGCCGAGCAACGAACCCAAACUACACCUUCACCGCUUCUACCGAAGAGUUCAGUCUAGGUGAAGUCGCAGCGCCUAUCAUUGCCUUUGGUUCUCUUGAGGAGGGUACUGUCAACCGCACGUUGAUGGAGUACUUCUUUGGUGAGUUCACCCAGUGCUUGCAAACCCGUCAAGCGCAAUGUUAG
Molecule: messenger RNA, 471 nt
Organism: Alternaria metachromatica
Lineage: Eukaryota; Fungi; Ascomycota; Dothideomycetes; Pleosporales; Pleosporaceae
Exons: 2
Coding region: 1-471 (156 amino acids)
Molecular function (GO): peroxidase activity
Source: RefSeq, a predicted model, not a curated record